Messenger RNA from Salvelinus fontinalis (brook trout), 13648 nucleotides. RefSeq names its product tripartite motif-containing protein 66-like. Gene Ontology annotation, molecular function: zinc ion binding; protein binding. The transcript is spliced from 17 exons. Lineage: Eukaryota; Metazoa; Chordata; Actinopteri; Salmoniformes; Salmonidae. Bases 8326 to 12366 code for a protein of 1346 amino acids. The record is from RefSeq and is a predicted model, not a curated record.
GAGCAACUAUUGUGUUUUGUAUCUUAAAAACGAUAUUGUAAUGCAUGAUUUUUUGGACAGCUUAAAUACAUGCGUAAAUAAUCGAAUGAAUUUAGGUGCGGCUCUGUUGACUAUUGAGUAGCUCAAAUUAUGCGCAUCCUCCGAUACUGUAUGCGAGCCAAGAAUUCAGCAAUGUCAUUUAAACAACAAAUCGAUACCAGUUAGGUUACCAUUAUAUUUUGAUUACAACAGGGAAUGCGUCAGUAUAAUUAGACUAGAUUGUUACACAAUCUAUCUGUCUAAUUUUAAAGUCAUUGAUUCACCUGCUCCUUGUCUAUCAUGAUGAAAAUCAGAUAUUUGCACAUAGCCUACUGGAAUGAUAGCCCAGCCAUGAAUCAUAACUUGUUUUACUUUUAACAACUUGAUAUUUUACAGAAAAUGGUUGAAACAACAGCAACCACGUUUGCAUUCAUUGAUCAGGCUCAAUACACAAUUGAUAUACAUGAUGACAAUGACAGGUUAUCAAUGAGUGACAUUGACCUCUGUUAAGUGUCAGUGUGGCCGAUCUGUAUAAAAUAGGGCAAUAAUACAAUCAUUUCACCACACAUUGAUUCCAUAUUGGGAGGUUUAAAAGAUAAUUAUGCAAUUUCAUAAAAACAAAAAUGCCCUGCAAUUCAUACCUGCAAAUCCACAUAUUAUAGCUUAUUGCCAUCAGAAACAUGAACAAGCUGGGAAGUGUGUAGUCCCCCGAGCCUACAGGGCCUCCCGAGUGGCACAGCGGUCUAAGGUACUGCAUCGCAGUGCAAGAGGCGUCACAACAGACCCGCGUUCGAUCCCGGGCUGUAUUACAACCGGCCGUGAUCGGGUGUCCCAUAGGGCGGCGCACAAUUGGCCCAGCGUUGUCCGGGUUAGGGGAGAGUUUGGACGGGUGGGGCUUUACAAGUAGGCCGUCAUUGUAAAUAAGAAUUUGUUCUUAACUGACUUGCCUAGUUAAAUAAAGGUUAAAUAAAACAAAAAUAAUAAUACUUCCAGGGAGGUGUUAGUAAAACACAGGCACUGCUAUAAAGCUGUUAUUGACAGACAGCCAGGGAGUGAUGCUCACAUUCCUUCUCACAGGAAAAGCAUAUCAUCUCUCAGAGAGCCCCCUCAACACUCAUCAUCACUCAAUAGACAAGACCCAAUACAUGGAUGGUGCAUCAGGAUUAGGGGUCAUAAUGUAAAGAAAAGUAGCCUAAACACAUGCAGAUACAGACAGUGCCUUCAGAAAGUGUUUACACUCCUUGACUUUCCCCUAUUUGUUUUGUGUUACAGCCUGAAUUGAAAAUGGAUUACAUUUAGAUUUUUUGUCAGUAGCCUACACAUAAUACCCUAUAAUGUGAAAGUGGAAUUAUGGUUUUAGAAAUUUUUACAAAUUAAUAAAAAAUGAAAAGAUGGAAUGUCAAUAAGUAUAACCCCUUUGUUAUGGCAAACCUAAAUAAGUUUAGGAGAAAAAAAUGUGUUUAACAAGUCACAUAAUAAGUUGCAUGAUUUCUUAAGGACUACCUCAUCUCUGUACCCCCACACAUACAAUUAUCUGUAAGGUCCUUCAGUCGAGCAGUGAAUUUCAAACACAGAUUCAACCACAAAGACCAGGGAGGUUUUUCAAUGCCUCGCAAAGAAAGGCACCUAUUGGUAGAUGGGUAUUAAAACUAAACAGACAUUAAAUAUCCCUUUGAGCAUGGUGAAGUUAUUAAUUACACUUUGGAUGGUGUAUCAACACACCUAGUCACUACAAUAAUACAGGCGUCCUUCCUAACUCAGUUGCUGGAGAGGAAGGAAACCGCUCAGGGAUUUCACCAUGAAGUCAAUGGUGACUUUAAAACAGUUACUGAGUUUAAUGGCUACGAUAAGAGAGAACUGAGGAUGGAUCAACAACAAUGAUUCAGGACAUGAAGUUAAUUGCAUUCCCAAAUGUUUUGCAGUAUUACUUUAUUGCCUUGUUGCAAACAGGAUGCAUGUUUUUGAAUAUUGUUAUUCUGUAAAGGCUUCCUUCUUUUCACUCUGUAAUUUAGGUUAGUUUUGUGGAGUAACUACAAAAUGUUAUGUUUGGGGCAAAUCCAAUACAACACAUUACUGAGUACCACUGUCCAUAUUUCAAGCAUAGUGGUGGCUGCAUAACGUUACGGGUAUGCUUGUAAUUGUUAAGGACUGGGGAUACAAAAGAAAUAGACCAAAAGGCAAAAUUCUAGAGGAAAACCUGGUUCAGUCUGCUUUACACCAUACACUGGGAGAUUAAUACACCUUUCAGCAGGAUAAUAACCUAAAACACAAGGCUACACUGGAGUUGCUUACCAAGAAGACAGUGAAUGUUCUUGAGUGGCCAAGUUACAGUUUUUUGACUGAAAUCUACUUGAAAGUCUUUGGCAACACCUGAAAAUGGUUGCCUAGCAAUGACCAACAACCCAUUUGACAGAGCUUAAAGAAUUUUAAAAAGAGUCAUGGGGAAAUAUUGCCCAAUCCAGUGUGGAAAACUCUUAGAGACUUACCCAGAAAGCCUCACAGCUGUAAUCACUGCUAAAUGUGCUUCUACAAAGUAUUGACUCAGGGGUGUGAAUUCUUAUGUUAAUUAGAUAUUUAUGUAUUUCUUUUUCAAUACAUUUGCAAAAAAUUCUAAAAACAUGUUUUCACUUUGUCAUUAUGGGGUAUUGUGUGUAGAUGGAUGAGAGAAAAAAAUCUAUUUAAUCCAUUUUGUAUUCAGACUGUAACACAACAAAAUGUGGAAUAAGUCAAGGGGUAUGAAUUCUUUCUGAAGGCACUGUAUCACUGUGUACAUGGAUUCACUAUGCCUGAUUUUGAACAGAGCACCACAAGAGUACCUUCAGUGAUGAGAGUGCUCAAAUGAUUUAAAUUAUGCAUAUCUUUUAUGAUUUUUUUAUAUGCUAUUAUCAUUAAUUCAAUACGGAUACAUCUGUACCACAAGGCAGAUUCCAAGGAAGAGUAUUGAACACAUUUUUCUCCUGUAGGCUAUGUAAUAAGUUAUGGACUUAAAUACACUUUAAAUGGGUUUCUGUGAAUUUGACAGUUGCGUACAGGCAGCUCGGUGGCAAGUAUUGUUCUGUAUUUCAUAUUACAGUAUUAUACUGUAAUAUACAGUAUCAAAGCAAGUAAUGUGUAAUGACACACAGUACAAUACCGUAAAAUGUACUGUAAAAAGAAUACUGUAAAAAAGUAAUGCUACCGUAAUCGAAAAAUAAUGAAUGAAUGGAUGAAUUAAAUUAAUUGAGGGAGGGGUUUGUAUUUCACAGUAUUAUACAGUAAUUACAAGAGAUUGCAAACAGGUUGGCUGCUAGGUAAAGUGUUUACACAUUACAGUAUAUUCAUGAAUAUUUUGUGUUUUAUAUCACUUGCACUUCUAGAGGCCUUAACAAAGGCUUCCAAACUGGCAGCGACUACAGGGCCAAACAGACCAAAAGGACAUGGCAAAAUGCUCAACCAUUUAAGGUUUUGGACUUGCUGCCACUCCAAUCUGUCCCCUAUACAAAUUGAUGGGGCAAUAUAAGGAGUUAAAUUAGUACAGCCUUCUCACUCAUGUGUGCAACCAAUAUAGCCUAUGACAAGGCAUACCUCAAAAUACACUACAUCACCAAAGGUAUGUGAACAGAGGGCGAACAAUAAUAAUUUGAUGAAUCCAUUUAACUGAUGUGAAUGCAUAUUUUUGAUAUCAGUGAUGAUGAUACAGUAUUCAUCUCUCAGUGUUCAUAUGAAAGCCUAUUGUUACUACAUAAUGAGAAGGUAUUUAUCUACAGUUACAGUUUAAGUUGGAAGUUUACACACACCUUAGCCAAAUACAUUUAAACUCAGUUUUUCACUAUUCCUGGCAUUAAUCUUAGUAAACGUUCUCUGUCUUAGGUCAGUUAGGAUCACCACUUUAUUUUAACAAUGUGAAAUGUCAGAAUAAUAGUAGAGAGAAUGAUUUAUUUCAGCUUUUAUUAGUUUCAUCACAUUCCCAGUGGGUCAGAAGUUUACAGACACUCAAUUAGUAUUUGGUAGCAUUGCCUUUAAAAUGUUUAACUUGGGUCAAAUGUUUCGGGUAGCUUUCCACAAGCUUCCCACAAUAAAUUGGGUGAAUUGUGGCCCAUUCCUCCUGACAGAGCUGGUGUAACCGAGUCAGGUUUGUAGGCCUCCUUGCUCGCACAUGUUUUUUCAGUUCUGCCCACACAUUUUCUAAAGGAUUGAGGUCAGGGCUUUAUGAUGGCCACUCCAAUACCUUGACUUUGUUGUCCUUAAGCCAUUUUGCCACAACUUUGGAAGAAUGCUUGGGGUCAUUGUCCAUUUGGAAGACCCAUUUGCGACCAAGCUUUAACUUCCUGACUGAUGUCUUGAGAUUUUGCUUCAAUAUAUCCACAUCAUUUUCCUCCCUCAUGAUGCCAUCUAUUUUGUGAAGUGCACCAGUCCCUCCUGCAGCAAAGCACUUCCACAACAUGAUGCUGCCACCCCCGUGCUUCACGGUUGGGAUGGUGUUCUUCGGCUUGCAAGCCUCUCCCUUUUUCCUCCAAACAUAACGAUGGUCAUUAUGGCCAAACAGUUCUAUUUUUGUUUCAUCAGACCAGAGGACACUUCUCCAAAAAGUACGAUCUUUGUCCCCAUGUGCAGUUGCAAACCGUAGUCUGGCUUUUUUAUGGCGGUUUUGGAGCAGUGGCUUCUUCCUUGCUGAGCAGCCUUUCAGGUUAUGUCGAUAUAGGAUUUGUUUUACUGUGGAUAUAGAUACUUUUGUACCUGUUUCCUCCAGCAUCUUCACAAGGUCCUUUGCUGUUCUGGGAUUGAUUUGCACUUUUCGCACCAAAGUAUGUUCAUCUCUAGGAGACAGAACGAGUCUCCUUCCUGAGCGGUAUGACGGCUGCGUGGUCCCAUGGUGUUUACACUUGCGUACUAUUGUUUGUACAGAUGAACGUGGUACCUUCAGACUUUUGGAAAUUGCUCCCAAGGAUGAACCAGACUUGUGGAGGUCUACAAUGUUUUUUUCUGAGGUCUUGUCUGAUUUCUUUUGAUUUUCCCAUGAUGUCAAGCAAAGAGGCACUGAGUUUGAAGGUAGGCCUUGAAAUAUAUCCACAGGUACACCUCCAAUUGACUCAAAUUAUGUCAAUUAGCCUAUCAGAAGCUUCUAAAGCCAUGACAUAAUUUUCUGGAGUUUUCCAAGCUGUUUAAAGGCACAGUCAACUUAGUGUAUGUAAACUUCUGACCCACUGGAAUUGUGAUACAGUAAGUUAUAAGUGAAAUACUCUGUAAACAAUUGUUGGAAAAAUGACUUGUGUCAUGCACAAAGUAGAUGUUCUGACUGACUUUCCAAAACUAUAGUUUGUUAACAAGAAAUUUGUGGAGUGGUUAAAAAACUAGUUUUAAUGACUCCAACCUAAGUGUAUGUUAACUUCCAACUUCAACUGUAUAUAUACCACAGCAGGUUGGUGGUGCCUGAAUUGGGGAUGACCCGCUCAUGGUGGGAUUAAGUGGAAUGGUAUCAAAUACAUCAAACACAUGUUUUCCAUGUGUUUGAUGCCAUUACAUUCACUCCGUUUCAGCCAUCAUUAUGAGCCGUCCUCCCCUCAUCAGCCUCCAUUGAUAUAUACACUACAUGACCAAAAGUAUAUGGACACCUGCUCGUCGAACAUCUCAUUCCAAAAUCAUGGGCAUUAAUAUGGAGUUGGUCCCCCUUGUUCUGCUAUAACUGCCUCCACUCUUCUGGGAAGGAUUUACACUAGAUGUUGGAACAUUGCUGCGGGGUCUUGCUUCCAUUCAGCCACAAGAGCGUUAGUGAGGUCGAACACUGAUGUUGGGUGAUUAGGCCUGGCUCGCAUUCAGUGUUCCAAUUCAUCCCAAAGGUGUUGGAUGGGGUUGAGGUCAGCCAGUCAAGUUCUUCCACACCGAUCGAGACAAACCAUUUCUGUAUGGACCUCACUUUGUGCACAGGGGCAUUGUCAUGCUUAAACAAGAAAGGGCCUUCCCAAACUGUUGCCACAAAGUUGGAAGCAAAGAAUCGUCUAGAACGUCAUUGUAUGCUGUAGCGUUAAGAUUUCCUUUCACUGGAAAUAAGGGGCCUAGCCCGAACCAUGAAAAACAACCCCAGACCAUUAUUCUUCCUCCACCAAACUUUACAUUUGGCACUAUGCAUUCAGGCAGGUAGCAUUCUCCUGGCAUCCGCCAAACCUGGACUGCCAGAUGGUGAAGCAUGAUUCAUCACUUCAGAGAAUGCGUUUCCACUGCUCCAGAGUCCAAUGGCGUCGAGCUUUACCCCACUCCAGCCUGCAUUGCGCAUGGUGAUCUUAGGCUUGUGUGCGGCUGCUCGUCCAUGGAAACCCAUUUCAUGAAGCUCCCUACAAACAGUUAUUAUGCUGACAUUGCUUCCAGAGGAAGUUUGUAACUCGGUAGUGAGUGUUGCAACCGAGGACAGAUGAUUUUUAUGCGCUGCGCGCUUCAGCAUCAGCUGUCCCGUUCUGUGAGUUUAUGUGGCCUACCACUUUGCGGCUGUGCCAUUGUUGCUCCUAGACCUUUCCAAUUCACAAAACAGCCCUUACAGUUGACCGGGGCAGCUCUAGCAGGGCAGAAAUUUGACGAACUGACGGACUUGUUGGAAAGGUGGCAUCCUAUGACAGUGCCUCGUUUAAAGUCACUGAGCUUUUCAGUAUGGCCAUUCUACUGCCAAUGUUUGUCUAUGGAGAUUGCAUGGCUGUGUGCUCGGUUUUAUACACCUCACAGCAAAGGGUGUGGCUGAAAUAGCCAAAUCCACUAAUUUGAAGGGGAGUACACAUACUUUUGUAUUUAUAUUGUAUGUUAAUGAGCCAGAAACAACAAUACCAUUCACCCACUAGUGGUCAAAAGGUUUUUGGUGCCCCAAAGAUAUGCAAUUACAGUACCAUUAGAAAUACAGCAGUUCUUUCCCCACCCACAACAUUUUCCCACAAUGCACCAUCAUUUACAGUAUGCUGCAGUAAAACGUUUCAGAGUAUUGAUAAUACCCAAAAUGACCUUAUAAUUUACAGUUUUCCAUUACAGUGUACAGUGUACAGUGAUUGAGGAGUUUGGCCAGAGAAGUCAUGAAUAUUUACAGUCACUAUGUAGAUAAUUGUCUGAUCAGGGAAGUGACAUUGGAGUGGUUUUUCACUUGGAUCUCAUCACCUCAGUGUUAAUGGAUGUUACAUAGGUGUGCUUUCAGGGGAGACAUCACCAGUGAAGUUUCUAUUAUUGUGACAUCUCUAGAGAUGUCAUGCUUUCAGGUUGCCUUUUAUACAGCACCAACCUCACUUAGCAGGGCAGGAGAGCUGUCCCUCACAGAGAGGUAUAGUGCUAACACCUUUCUGGUUUAAAAGCAAAAUGGGGAGUUUGAAAGGGGAGGAGGGGGGGUUUAAAAAGCAGGAGAGCUGAGUGAACAAGGGGCGGGGUCCGCUAGGUUUGACUAAUUGUGUUUUAAAGUGGGUCUUUGAGCACACAAUGGGGAAUGGGAUGGUUUUUAGCUCCCCUGUGAAGCACCAGAGGAUGAGAAAGUUGUCAGAUUUGUAGGUCAGGCUGCAGGGCUUGGUGUUAGGCAGACUCAGAGCAGCAGCCAUGAUGGUGUUUUGAUCUUGAUUUCGCAUAGUGAGGGUGUCUUACUACUCUUUUCCACAACUCUUUCAGCAUUACAGCAACGGGAGGAGUCAUAUCCCUCCUUCUAAUAGUGUCACUUUUUGCUGAUGCAUUUUAAGACAGUUACAACAUGAUCCUCCUCUCUAGUACUGUAAAUGGAUUGUCUUUCCAGCCAUGAAGUUAGUUUUGUUUCCUUGCAGUGUGCCAUUCCUUCUCUUCUGCAAUACUGUAAUAAAGAUAAAGCAGGAGUGCUUCCUACUCUCAUCUGGUGCUCAUCAGAGCCUGACCCGGUUAUGGUGUGCUACGUGAGCAUGUGUGGCUCCAGAGGGAACUGUCCCCUCCUUGUGCUGAUACAGGGAUGCAGAAGGAGGUCACCAGCAGCCCACCACAACCCAGCCCACCACAGCCCAUCCCAUCCCAGCCUGCUCCACUCCCGUUUGCAGUGCUUACAAUUCCCUCCAACAUUGUAGGUCAAUCGGCCUCUCCUUCCAUUUUGGGAAGGGCUUCCGGGGAUAUUUCGCCCUAGAAAAAAAAUAAUUAUCGUAUCUCCCUAAUUCCCAAUUAUUAUGCACAGGCUUAUUUAAGAAAAAGGAUUAUGUUUUUUUGUGUGUUAGAGAGGAUGGAUUUGAAUUUGAGACUCCUCUCCUUCUGUUCUGUGAGGAGUCCUACACACAGAUGAACCAGGCGAGGAGAGGAGAGCUCAGCACGCAGGCUGUCAUGUAAGCCGUAUUCUCUGGGGCCACCUCUCGGUGCAUGCUGCUUCCUGCCGCAGGUAAAAGCUUCAGUGUGAGUGCUGCUGUGCUGUGUGUGAGCGUCAGACUGUGCUGUCCUCUCCCUCCGAUAGCGAGAGCAGCUCUGCUGGGUACCAGCUCCACCAUUCACCAGAGGACACAUUACCCCAGUGCUGACAUGGAGAAGCGUUGCGCAGAGUGCCCAGAGCCCAGGCUAGCCCAGAGCCUGUGUACAUUCUGCAACAAGUGGCUGUGCUACCAGUGUACAGACAUGCACCAGCACCAGAAAGCCUCCCCUCAGUGCUCAGACCUGCACAAACACCAGAAGCCCACUAACCAAUGGGCCGACCUGCACCAGAGGGACCAGAUAGCCCCCAGGUCCCUGCCUCCACCCGAACCAGGCCCUGGCUCGUGUGGCCGCCCCCUCCUCAUGUGCCACUCUCACAGACAGGAGCCCUUGGAGCUCUUCUGUGAAUCCUGUGACCUCAUGUGCUGCAGCAGCUGUCACCUGUCCGCCCACAAGAACCACAGGUUGGUGCACAUUGGGAAGGCCCUGCAGGACCAACAGUGGCAGUUUGAGAGCCUGAUGGCUCAGGUGGAGGAGAGGAGGUCUGCAGUGGAGAGCACAGCCAAACAGAUAGAGGACAGGCUGCACGGUGUAAAGGUCACGCAGAGGAAGGCUGAGAACCAGAUUAAAAUGGCAAAGAUGAUUAUGAUGAAUGAGCUGAACAAACGGGCUAACCUAUUAAUAGAGCAACUAGAGAAGAUCUCAGAGGACUUCCAGCGGCGUCUGGAGGACCAGCUGCAGGGGGCGAUAGAGAUGUGCAGCCAGCUGGACCACGUGCAGAACUUCAUCAGCUGGGCAACGGCCCACCACCUCAAGAACCCACUGCUCUUCAGCAGGGAGCUGAUUUCUCUCCAGAUGCAGCGCCUGCUUGAACCCCCACUUCACUCUGACGCCUGGCUCCCUGUGAAAAUCAAAUUCAACUGGGAUGCCAGCUACUGGACUAAGCAGAUCUCAACUUUGGGUCAGCUCACUGCCGAGGGGGGAAAUCGCUCCUACUCUGAGGGCGUGGCCUUCCCCAGCAUCCUGAGGCCCCAGCCUAUCACCUGCUUGUCCCUGCCAUCUGUGUGCCAUGGAGGGCGGGAGCAGAGCUGUGCCUUCCAGGCCUGCUGUCAGCCCCAGAUGUGCUGCCUUCACUGCAUACCCCCACAGCCAGCUGUGCAGCUGGACAAGACCCAGCGGGAACCCAACCCCUACUCCGCCAGGUGUGCCCAGUCCACCCUCAGCUCUCCCUCACUGGCCCUGCACCAGAGUCAGCUGCUGAGGUGCUGGGGCCCUGACAGUCCUCCAGGUCCACCAGCUGUGGCGCCCUCCUCCAUGCAGCGUCCCCAACAGCCAGCGCAUCUCCCGGCUGCUGACCCAGGCCUGCUCAGCUCCAACUCCAACAGUAGAGGUCUUGGACUUCAGCCCCCAGCCACAGCCCUCUACCAGCCUCAGAUUCAGCCGCUUCCCGAAACUCAUGCACAGCCAGCCACAGAUGGGGCCAGGGAUGGCCAGGGCCAGCAGGCCAGCAGAGAGAGAGAGCAGACUCCUGGGCAGCCAGCUGUGGACAGAGAGGUGUUGACAGAGCAGAUCCAGGAGGGGAGCAGGGAGAUGACACAUGUACAGACAGGGGUGGACAGAGAGGUGCUGACAGACGGGAUCCAGCAGGAGCAGCAACAGCAACAGCAACAGCAACAGCAACAGCAGCAGCUCCUGUCUCCCCUGGUGGCCGAACUGACAGUGGAGCAGCAGGAGGAAGAGCAGCAGGAGGAAGAGCAGCAGGAGGCCAGGACUACACAGCCAUCCAGAGACUGCAGAGAUGGCAUGAGAUCCACUUCAUUGGAGAUGUCUGUGACGACCCAUGGGUUUAGUGUUGAUGCUCAGAGCAGCAGGCCCAGCUCACUGUGUGGGAGGAAGAGUCGAUCCCAGAGCAUCCCACCAGAACUGGCAGGCCCCUCCAGCAGCCCCUCCACAGACAGGCCCCUGGGGGCCACCCACAGCCUAGCAACAGCAGCCGUGGAAAGGGGACGCAUGGCAGACCAGCAGGGUUUCAUGGAUCUCAGACGGAGGGGGUUGUCUUCUGAUGGAGUGAUACGAUCUGUGGCCUCCUUGGAGAGAUCCUUAGCCACUCCUCCCUCCAGAGGCCAGCCCAGCCUACGCCUGUCGCCUUUGACCAUCUACAAGACAGAGCCUGAUUAUGUCUAUGCAUAUGAUGAGACUGGGCAUGACGUCAAAGGAAAAUGCAGAAUACCAAGAAAAACUCCAGACAACAGUGACAGAGAGGUACAGAAGGAAUCUGGGAGUUCCAGUUCCAAGGUUCCAGUGGUGUGUUUGGAAAGGCUGAAGAUCCUGGUGUCUCGGAUCCCACCACAGGGGCGGCGACAGAGUGACCCUCUGCCAGACACCGCAACAGAAAGGACCGGACCUGUUCCACAGAGGGGAUGGGAGGACAAGAUGACUGAGGGAAUAUCAAAAGAAGCCAAGGUCGCAACGGUCAGCCUGUCUCUGGAUAAACAAUAUUCAGAGAGACACACUAUCAAUCAAUCUCUCCCACCUCCAGUACUCAAUGAUUGGCCUGAGCAUGGAAGAGACAGUCCUCACAAAGAGCUCACACUGCAAGUACCCGCCACUGAUCUUGUAUCACCCCCACCUUUCUCUGCACCUGACCUUGACUCUGACUCAGAUCCCAGGUCAAUCUCAGAAACUGUUUCUGACCCUGAACUGGACUCGGACCCACAACCAGAAUCAGAUCCCCAGCAAGAGUCUGAUCCACCAGCUGAGUCUGCAUCGGAGGCUGAUCUGGAAUCAGUUGCUGAUGAGGAAUCUCCUGAUGAGGCAGCUACAGAAUCAGAACCUAGUUUGGAAUCAGAACCUAGUGUGGAAUCAGAACCUAGUGUGGAAUCAGAACCUAGUGUGGAAUCAGAAGGUAGUGAAGAAUCAGAGAAUGGUUUAGAAUCAGAGAAUGGUGAAGACCUGGAUGCUGAUGCGGAAUCAGAGGCUGAUAUGGAAUCAGACCUCCAACCUGACCCUGGCUCAGACCCCCGUUUUCCAUCUGAAACACGUCCGGGAUUAGAUUCUGACCUGGAAUCAGACUGUGCACAACCCCCUGAAUCACAAGGGUCUGCAGAAUCUGGACCAGAUCUGGAAUCGGAGCCAGACUCAGUCCCUGACCCAUCCUCUAUCAGUCCUGACCCAGGAGUGGAGUCCCAUCCAGCCCAGAGGGCUCUGCCUGCAGACCCUGGUCCACAGAUGCAUUGUGAAGAAGUCGAGCAGGUCAUGCCUGGGGCAGAGAACAUGGAGAUGGAGAGUGAAGACUUCUGUGCCGUGUGUCUGAUCGGAGGAGACCUUCUGUGCUGUGACCGCUGUCCCAAAGUCUUCCACCUGUCUUGCCAUGUGCCCGCUCUCCUCAGCUUCCCCACGGGUGACUGGGUGUGUACCUUCUGCAGAGAUAUCCAGCAGCCAGAGGUGGAGUAUGACUGUGAGAACCAGAGGCUGGCUGCAGAAUGUUCAGGAAAGCCAUUGCCUCAUGUGCUCUCUGCUUGUGACCAGAGAAAAUGUGAGAGGUUGACUCUGUUGAUCUGCAGCAACAUGCUAAGUGCUCCCUUCCACGAGCCGGUCAGUCCACUGGCUCGCCACUACUACCAGAUAAUCAAAAGGCCCAUGGAUCUGUCUGUGAUCAGGGCCAAACUCAGCAAGAGGAGCACUCACCACUACUAUUCACCUGAGGAGUUUGUGGCUGAUGUCUCCCUCAUGUUCAGGAACUGUGCAAAGUUCAAUUAUCCGGACUCAGAGGUGGCCCAAGCAGGUCGCAGCCUGGAGACGUUUUUCAGCUCCAGACUCAGGGAGGUGUUCCCAGACAGGGCCUUCCCUGCAGCCGAGGAGGACUCCGACAGCGAUGAGUACGACGAGGUGUACAGAGCAGCCGAGGGAGGCUUCCCCUGGCCAGAGAAGAGAGAGCAGUGCCACAGGAAGAGGAAGAGGAGGCACUCUCUCAACUGGAGGAAGCAUAACUUCUAGUUGUAGGCAGUGGGGCAGAGCCUAUCACUGGCUAUUUUGAAGGACAGUAUGACAUGAUAUUGCACUGGACGUUUCCAUCCAAGAGAGGAAGCUGAGUUUUUAUGAAGGGAUUGUAUGUACAUAUUUACAUUUUGAGAAUUGUACUUCUUCAUUAUAAAGGUUAUCUGCUCUUAAUUUGGCCUGAUAUUUGUGUCAAAUAUUAUUGUAUAACUAUAAUCUGACAUACAUCUUUAUACUUAUUAUGCCUUUAUAAACUGCGUUUCUGGUAUUUGUUUUUUGUUCCAGAUAUAUUUGGAGAUUCUACUUAUAUAUGUAGAUUCUCCAUCAUGUAUACGGCAAAACCUAUAAGGUCAGUAUUAAUAAAUGGUAAACAUAUUUAUAAAUAUUAAACUCUACAUUAUCUUGUUUUAUAUAUUAAUAUUGAGUGUUUUUAGUGGCUAAAUGAUUGCAGGCAAUUAGUAAAUACAGACUAUUAAUGUUAAUAUUUCUGUCUUUCAUUUUUUAAAUAUAUAUAUAUAUAUAUAUAUAUGUCUCUGUCCUAUAUGCACUUAAAGUACAGUAUAGAACGUUAUGUACGGCCUACCUUUUUUUACGGUAAUGAUUUGAGUGACUGGCAGAGGGCGCCCUAUCUUCAGCAGCAAUGACUGAGCACAAAGGAAAAGGUUAAGUUCAUAUUGAACCAAGGGGGUAUUCAAAGAAGAUUAAGAUAAAUAUAAAAAUGAACAUACCUUUAGUUGAAAUUGCCACAAUAGUAUUGCAAGGCACAUAUGCUUUAGAUUUGCAUUUAUUAAAUCCUAAUGAAAUUAUACUUCAUUAGUAUAAGGCCAGUGUUAGUAAUGAUUAUUUCUCAGGCUUAAUGGGAGUGGGAGGUAUUUGAUCCAGUGUGAAUAAGUAGAAAGACCUGGCGAAGUUAAGAGUGACUUAAGAGGAAUGUUAUGUUAUUUCAACUUUCUGUAGUUUCUAUGUAGAAUGUACAUGUUAGUUUUUCAUUUAUGUAAAAUGGCUGCUGCAAUACGGUAGAGCUGGCUGUAUUUUUUUAAAGGUUGCUGCAAAAUAAUAACUUAAAUUAACUGUCAGAUCAAGCUAAGUUUGCUAUUUGAAUAAACAAACGGACUUAAAACGAUUGUAGGUAUUUUUUCUCUGUAGUAUUUCAUUUGGACUUUUCAAUAUGGAAUAUCUCUGCUUCCAUCUCUAAUAUUGAAUCCUAAAAGCUACAAAGACCCUCUCAGAGUUAGCUGGUAUCAAGAAAUGUCCAUUUAAUAAAGAAUAGUUGAAAAGAAAA